Molecule: messenger RNA, 2768 nt
Organism: Culicoides brevitarsis
Lineage: Eukaryota; Metazoa; Arthropoda; Insecta; Diptera; Ceratopogonidae
Gene: mIF2
Product: translation initiation factor IF-2, mitochondrial
Exons: 4
Coding region: 25-2121 (698 amino acids)
Biological process (GO): translational initiation
Cellular component (GO): cytoplasm
Molecular function (GO): translation initiation factor activity; GTP binding; GTPase activity
Source: RefSeq, a predicted model, not a curated record
GGUAAAUAAAGAUUUGAAAACGAAAUGUAUGGAACCAGCAGAUUAUUUUUGUUGCGAAGAUGUUUUCCAUAUACUCAAAGACUUUUAAAACAAACAGCUAUGACGAUAUCUUCAGAAGGUGCAGGUGUAAAAAGGUUUGUCCAUGUGACAGCAGCAAACUUCAAGAAGCGAAAAACUAAAGAAGAAAAGAAAUCAGCCAAUGUGAUUGAUUAUGGUCCAAAGAAGAAGGACAAAAAAGCUCUUGAUGUAUGGAGAAAUAUAACUGUUCAAGAAUUGGCCGAUCAAAUGAACAAACCAAUUGAGCAUGUGCAGGAGGUGAUGCUUUACGUGAAAAAUGUCACUGAUUUUGAGUCUCAUACGAUCAUUGAAGACAUGAAGGUUCUAAAGGAGAUUGUAGAAAAAUGUGGACAUAAAAUGAGACUAGUUGCGAGCCCUUUUGACGAGAUCCAGGAGCCAGAAGAGAAAGACGUCAAACCACGACCACCGGCGCCUGAAGCAAAUUUGAAGCCGCGUUCUGCUGUCGUCACAGUAAUGGGACAUGUGGAUCAUGGCAAGACUACUUUGCUUGAUACACUGCGUGGCACUGCAGUAGCUGCUGGCGAAGCUGGUGGAAUUACACAACAUAUAGGAGCCUUCACAAUAUCGUUGGACACCGGUGAAGAAGUAACUUUCCUUGACACACCGGGACAUGCGGCAUUCAGUGCGAUGCGUGCUCGUGGUGCUCAUCUAACAGACAUAAUUGUACUAGUUGUUGCUGCUGACGAUGGCGUAAUGGAGCAAACUAAGGAAGUAAUUAAACUCGCUUUGAGUGAAAAUGUUCCUAUUAUUGUUGCAAUUAACAAAAUCGACAAGCCCGAAGCUAAUAUUGAAAAAACUAUCAAGGGAUUGGCGCAGAUGGGAAUUGCAUUGGAAGGCCAUGGAGGAGACACACAGUAUGUGGGCAUAUCAGCUUUGAAAGGCACUAACCUUAAGCAACUUGUGGAAGCGAUUAGCACACAAGCAACACUGAUGAGCCUAAGAGCAGAAUUUACAGGACCAGUAGAGGGAGUUGUUGUUGAAUCAAAAACAGAUGCAAGACGCGGAAAACUUUCAACUGCUAUUGUAACUAGAGGUACUUUGAGAAGAGGCUCUGUGCUUGUAAGUGGUUUAGCACAUGCAAAAGUCCGAUCAAUGUUCGAUCACAAUGGAAAGGUAGUAGAAAGUACACCACCUGGUAAGCCGGUUGAAAUUCUUGGGUGGAGAGAACUUCCAAUUUCCGGGGAUUUGAUAUUAGAAGUAGAUUCGGAGAAAACUGCGCAUGCAAUAUUGAAAUGGCGUCAAAGUAAAUCGUUAGAAGAAAAAAGCUUGAGUGAGCUUGAUGCAAUCCGCAAGAAACAACAAGAACACGAUGAAAAAUAUAGAAAUGCGCGAAAAGAGAGAUUACUUUUAGGAUACAUGAAAGCCCGUACUUUCGGCGUACGUAAUAAAGAAAGUGCUCCUGAAGACCCAACACCACGGGUUUCAGUUAUCAUCAAAGCUGAUGUCCAUGGCAGUCUCGAGACAAUUUUAGAUGUGCUUGAUUCAUAUCACUCUCAUGAAAAGUGUAAAUUAGAUAUUGUUCAUUAUGGCGUGGGUGACGUGUCUGAAGGUGACAUUGAGCUUGCAAAGUUAUUUAAUGCCAUAAUCUACGCUUUUUCAGUUAAACUUCCGAAAUCAACGACAAAAUCUGUUGCAAUCAAAGAGGUUAAUAUUAUAUACCGGCUAGUAGAUGACUUGAAACAAGCAAUAAAUGAGAAGCUUCCACCCUUACCUGAGGAAAAAAUUGUGGGUGAAGCAAACGUUCUUCAACUUUUCAAGGUUACAGACAAUAAAAAAGAAGUUACUGUAUUGGGCUGUCGUUGCACAAAAGGCGUUCUGAAAAAGAACUUGAAAUACAAAGUAAUACGAGAAAGUGAAGUCGUUUACGAAGGAGAACUUUCUUCUAUGAGACAUUUGAAAAACGAAGUAGACAGCAUUAAAAAGGAUGUAGAAUGUGGCUUAUGUUUUAAGGAUUUUAACUUUGAGAUAAUGGUAGGCGACACUAUCAUUUGUUAUGAAGUAUUGAUGAAACCACAAAUUAGUGACUGGGAUCCUGGAUUCUAAAAAAAAAAAAUAGUUAACAAAUUAGAAAAUUUUUCAUAAAAUAUGUAAAAAUUAUAGCAUUCAACAAACACUAGACUUGUUUCUAACCGGUACAUUAUGUUUUAUUUGAUAAAUUUUGGCGUACGACCUUGGUGAUAAAAAAUAACCGCAAAAGAACAUACAUAUGUACAUCAAAAAGAAGAAAUUUAAACAAAAAAUUAUGAAUGAAUAAAUUUUGUAUCGCGUUAUUACUACAAAUAAUGUGUACCUAUAAGAAUGUUAUAUAACAGAUUCCCUUCUGUUCGGUAAGGCUAAAGAAAUAAUUUACCACAACGUUAUUUACUGCCUACACUCGUAAUGUGUUACUUGACUCAUAAAAAGAUGAACGAGAAAAUAAAUAGGUCUUGUAAUUUUUUUCGCUAAAGACUUGAGAGAAUUUAUUUACGUUGUUUCACAUUUCAUUCAGAAUCAUGUGUUCAGUUCAAUAUUGUAUAAUUUUUAUGAAUGUUUGUUGAUAAGAAAUAAUUUUUAUCUUGAAGGGUUUCCGUUUUCGGAUGAAAAUGUGCUUAUUAGUUUUAACUAACAUAUAAAUAACUAUAUGUUAUAAAUAAAUAUAUAGUAUAUAUUUAUAAUUUGAGUAACAAUAACUUAUUCCAUCAAAGUUGACA